Molecule: messenger RNA, 1840 nt
Organism: Vitis riparia (riverbank grape)
Lineage: Eukaryota; Viridiplantae; Streptophyta; Magnoliopsida; Vitales; Vitaceae
Exons: 1
Coding region: 87-806 (239 amino acids)
Source: RefSeq, a predicted model, not a curated record
CCCCCACCUCUCUCUCCUAUAAAAUCCGAUACUCAGCGUCUAUCUCUCUUUGUCUCCGCCUCUCUCUCUGUCCUCGCUCUCCAUUCAUGUGGCGAUCGUGGGUGAGCUCGCCGGGUGGGGUCGAAACCGCACCAGCUUCAUAUAAGAACUUCACUUGUUCAUCGUUCAAAGACAUUCAAAGCCUCUGUAAAGAGGAAAAUCACUGUUCUUCCAAUCUCAAGAGACCCUCCAUUUUCCACCGGGUUCGGGUUGUGACCUCGGUCCUGCGAAACUGGUCCUCGACCCAAACCAACCCGGAACCGAAUCCGAAACCGGAGCCUGCGCCGCCGCAGCCGUGUGUGUCUCUUACCGGCGGCGACCAGAGCGUGGUGGUUUACUUUACGAGCCUACGCGUGGUGCGCAAGACCUUCGAGGACUGCAGCACCGUGCGAUUGAUCUUGCGGGGGUUUCGGGUGAAGGUCGACGAGCGAGAUCUGUCUAUGGACGCUGGGUUUUUGGACGAGUUGAAGGGGAUUUUGGGGAGGAAGAAGCUGAGUUUGCCUAGGGUUUUCAUUGGUGGCAGGUACGUGGGCGGAGCGGAAGAGAUCAGGCAGUUGCACGAGACGGGCGAGCUGAAGAAGCUACUCGGAGGGUUCCCCGUGGCUGCCGGCGUAUGCGACGAGUGCGGAGGGUAUAGGUUCAUGCUCUGUGAGAACUGCGAUGGAAGCCGUAAGGUGUAUAGUGAGAAGACUGGUUUCAGGAUCUGCACGGCGUGCAACGAGAACGGUCUGAUCAGGUGCCCUUCUUGUUCGUAUCUACACCUCUGAUACACCAAAUCAUAACCCCCAAAAACCUAAAAAAUUAUUUUUCUUUUCUUUUUAUUAGUUUAGCAGUGUAUUUGACAAGAGAAGAAGGGAGAAGGAAAAAAAUUUCCAAAUCCCUUGUAAUUUUUAUUUCUAAAAUUUCAUUAUUGGGUGAAAUUUAUUCGGUACAGGCCAAUUGCCACAGAAAAUGAAUAUGGUGAAAGGCCAAAAUAUUUUCUAAACUGCAAUUAUAGAAAUUGUCUUAUUUCAAUUUUUUUUAGUUGUGUGUAUGUUGAAGCCAACUGCCCUUGUACCAAAAUGCCCAUUUCAUAAUGGACCCACAAGAAAAAUGGAGACCCAUGAAGAUCAGUUUCUUCCACCAAAGGUUACAUUUGCUUUCUUGCAGGAGGGAACACUUUUAUAAGGCUAUAGUGAUUAGAAAGUUUGCGUUGAAGGUCAGUUUCAAAUCUUACCAAUGGGGUUGCAUCCUUUGGAAUUUUCAUGCAUUAUUGUCUUUGAUCUGGCUAGAGGGACUGAGGGAAUGAGGGCUUGUAGAAAAGCUUGUGGGUGCAGGAGAGACCAGUUAGAUUAUUUUGGAAUGGAAGAAUGGUUCGUUUUCUCUGGGAUUGAGUGGCAUGAGUAUAUAUGCUGAUCACUUUUUGUGAAGUUUUCCAAAUCUAAAGUCAGUGAAUGCCUUGAUUAGGAAAAGGGCGAACUACCUAUUCUGUUUGGAAUUUUUUUAGGGUUACCUCGGCAAAAGUGGUUGGGAAAGCAACCAUCUGUUUUAUUCUGAUCUAAUUUUGGGUGAAUGGGCAAAGUUUGAGAAAGUGAUUGAUUGCUUUGGAGAAGUGACCUCAAAGCAAGCAUGGGUUUCGAACUAUAUAUGCCAUGGAGGAAUGGCGUUUGACAUCAAUAACAAUAUAGGCCUAAAGAAGCUGAUUGGGAAGUGAGAAAUGGGAAUUUGUUUUCCUAAGCCGACGAAAGAGCAAUGAAGGUGAAGUUUCCAUCUCUAUUCUCAUCAUACAUGAUGAUGAGCAGCAACCUUGAGGUUUUGAAUG